CUAUCAAGAUAUUGGUAGAUGAUUGUUAUUUUAUAUUAAUCUCAUACGUGUUUAAUAUUUUGCACAUAUCGGAUACUUUUAUUUACAUGGGGACUCUAGAUAUAUAAAUAGAUUCUCUCUUUCUCUCUCUACCUACUAUAUGAUGAGUGGGAGAAGGAGAAAAAAAUAGACUAUGCGCGAAAGACUCCAAGCUUCAAGUUGAGGUUUGAAGAACAUGUAAAAAGAGAGAAGGUGGAGUCGUGGAGUGUUCAUAUCUUCGUCUUGGACAAAAGUGUCCAAAAUCUGCGACAUAUAUGACCAAAUUAUAUAUAAUUGGAGAGGAUAUUCAUUUUAUAAAUUUAGAAAAAUGGUUACGUCGUGUUGUUUAUGUUCGAAAGAGUGCAUCCCUUUUAAUCCACAACGAUCAUUUCACAGAAUACCAACAGAUGAACAAAUAAGGAAUAAAUGGUUUAGUAUAAUUGGCCGUACUGUCUCUUACAAAGGGGCCAGAGUUUGCAGUGAUCAUUUCACGGAGAACGAUUUUUAUAAAGUGAACCUAUACUCAAGAAUCAGAAGAUUAAAAAGUACUGCAAUUCCUUCUGUUUAUAUCAAACAAAACAGUUUGAAACAUUUUUCUUCUAGAAAAGAUAAAAAGAAAGAAUCAUCUACAUUACAAGAGACUAACAUGAAUGUUUCUGAAAUUGAAUCUCAAAAUGAUUCUGAAAUUGAAUCUCAAAAUGAAAAGGAUGCAAUUUAUGACAAUACAAAAAAUUGUGAAGUAAAUAAUACAAAAAAUGAUGUUGAAAGCAAAAAAAGCGAAAAUGUGGAACAAAAAUCAACCCCUGUUUUGGAUAUAACUGAAAAUUUAGUCAAUACGUCUUUAGAUUCAGAAAGGAAAAUAAAUACGUCUGUAAAUAAUCAAAAAGAUGGUGAUAAUUUUGUGAAUAAUAAUAGUAUAAGUGGAAAAAGGAAAUUGCCAUCGUCUAAUUUAGGAAAUUCUAAAAUUAAGAAGAUUUUUGUACAUAUGUCCAAAUAUAAUAUAGAAUGCUUUAGAAAUAUAGAUUUUUCUUCGGAUAAAAAGUGGUCAGCAUUUUUAAGGUAUGUUGCCUAUAACAGGCAUCAAAAUAAAAUUUUAGCACAAAAAAACAGACGUUUGGAAAAGAAAAUGUACAUACUUCAGGAUAUGUUGGAGGAAUUAAUGUAACCUUAGAUGAAAUAAGUGCUAAGAAAAGCUUAUAUAUAUAUAUAUUAGAAUAAUUGCUAAUUAUACAUCUUUGGACAUGGAUAUUAAAAUUGAUUUUAAUGCAUUGUUAUGAGAAAAAAAUAAAAUAAAAAGAGAAAUACC
Formica exsecta is the source of this 1324-nucleotide messenger RNA. Its product is annotated as variant-silencing SET domain-containing protein-like. Lineage: Eukaryota; Metazoa; Arthropoda; Insecta; Hymenoptera; Formicidae. The record is from RefSeq and is a predicted model, not a curated record. Gene Ontology annotation, molecular function: sequence-specific DNA binding. The transcript is spliced from 5 exons. The coding region runs from base 347 to 1183 and encodes 278 amino acids.